Molecule: messenger RNA, 1149 nt
Organism: Arabis nemorensis
Lineage: Eukaryota; Viridiplantae; Streptophyta; Magnoliopsida; Brassicales; Brassicaceae
Source: the annotation of a GenBank genome assembly
AUGGCUUCUUCCACAGAACGUUCAUUGGUUCCUAUUGAUAUAAUAGAAGAAAUAUUUUGUAAAAUUCCAAUAGAAUAUUUGACACAAUUAAAAUUGACGUGCAAACAAUGGCACGCUCUCUUGCAAGACAAGAGAUUUAUCAGCAAAUACUUGGAUCUUGUCCAAGAAAGAUUCAUAAGACUCGAUCAUAUGGUUCAAAUCAUCGAUCCGGUCAGUGGAGCUCGCUCAUCUUCACCAAUCCCGGAGGAGUUUGAAGAUAUAUCUGAGAUUUCGACUAUGGUCCAUUGCGAUGGAUUGUUGUUAUGUAGGUGCAAUAACACACUAUCAAGAAACUGCAAACUCGCGGUUUGGAACCCGUUCUUGAAGCGUAUCAAAUGGAUCAAACCGAUGGACUUUUACGCAAGUAGUGAUUUUUACGGUUUUGGAUACGACAAUGUAUCUCGCGAUGAAUACAAAAUUCUACGGAUUUUCGACGGGGAGCUUGACGACGAGAGUCAUGAGGUUAUUAGAUUUUCUAAACCAGAGAUUCAGAUCUUUGAUUUCAAAUCUGAUUCAUGGAGAGUUAUCGAUGAUACUAGUUUCGAUUGGUCUAUAGAUCCGCCUUGCAAUGGUGUGUCUGCCAAAGGAAAUAUGUAUUGGGUUGCACAUUGGAACAAGAAACCCGAAUUAUUCAUCCAAAGUUUUGAUUUUUCGACGGAAACAUUCAAACUUGUAAGCGAUCUUCCAUUCAAAUGCGGUGUAUUAGAUACAGUUGCGUUAUUGAGUUUCAGAGGAGAUAAACUUUCUUUGUUACAUCGAUGUGAAGAAAUAAUGAAGAUUGAAGUUUGGGUGACAAACAAAUUAAGCCAUGAGGUUGUGUCGUGGACCAAGUACUUAAACGUGACUAGUCCCGAUCUCCCGACUUUACAUACCGAUCAAGAUCUCGUUCAUCGUUACUUCAUUGACAAGAACGAUAGCAUCAUGGUAUGUUGCGAGGAAGGAACUGAAGAUGAAACAAACGAUGGUGUCAGCGUCAGCAUUUACGAGAUUAGUAAAGAUGGGACUGUUAGGAAACAAGUUGAGACAGGACGAUGUGGUUGGCGUAGCAGUGAUAGGCUUUUCAUCUGCGGCUAUGUCUACGUUCCAAGUCUUGUUCCGGUUCCAGAAUAA